AUGUACAUAACGAGGUUUAGAACAAAGAGGAUCGCCGCCUAUUUAGGAAUACCAUAUGCUCAGCCCCCGAUUGAGUUCAGAAGGUUCGCGGCGCCGGAAUACACUGAUUUGCCUCAAUGGGAUGGGGUGAGGAAUGCUACCCUAUACGCUCCUGAUUGUAUGCAAAGUGAAGCGAAGAGCGACGAAGUACAGCAAAGGAUUUGGGACAAACACGAUGAACUGUUUAUGAAGCUACUCGAAUCUCAAUUGGAGGAGCCGAGGAAAAAGGAGUACAGCGAAGAUUGUUUAUAUUUGAACGUUUACCUUCCGGCUGAUGAUACACAACCAAAGAACACAGAUUGA
This is a messenger RNA of Chilo suppressalis (striped riceborer), 342 nucleotides long. NCBI's taxonomy places the organism in Eukaryota, Metazoa, Arthropoda, Insecta, Lepidoptera, Crambidae. The record is from the annotation of a GenBank genome assembly.